AAGCUCGAGUGUGGUGGGCUGCGGGCUGUGCCGGGUGCGCAUAGACCGUGCGCUCCUAGCGGCAGCACCGUUGAAAUCAAACAGGCAGAGAGAGAGAAAGACGGGGGAUGUUCAACUGACUUGUACGACUGUACACUUUCAGCGCUUUAUCCCAGACUAAGCACAUGGGUCUUCUGGGAGCUGGUUCCCGUUGUGACAGAACAACUUUUUGGGAAUGCAUGAGAGUUUACGCCUGCGUUUCAGUCAGAGUCUCAGCCGAGUCAUGUGCUGAAGUGAGAAGACAUCGCUGAAGAUUUGAAAGGUGCCACAGACGCGUCCUAAGGAACCGAGGACCUGCGGAGAAGUGGCCAGCCUACGUUUGUUUUCCAGUGUGGACUUACUGUACAUUUCUCCUGUCACAGGCUCCUGCGGGCUUCAGCUUGUGUUGUAGGUCAUCUUGGAGAAACAGCACAUAUUGCGGAUGAACUCACGGGGCAAGCAGGGAUAAUACUCACAGACCGAGUUUGGUUUCAAGGUUUGGUGGAUAUGAACACCCCGAGCAGCUCCGGGUGACCUACUGUAACAUGGAUCCUGUCAGUUUUUGGACAUUGAAACUGGCUUUUGUCAGUAACUAGGAGCUCUCCAGAACUCCCAGAAACACGGAGUAGACUUGCCUGUCAUUUCGGACAUAUUUUUCUGCAGUGAAUUCGAGGAUUUGCGCGCCCGCCGUGGAUGUUUAAUAUGCUAGUAUGGGUCCGCUAGCGUUCAUCCUUGUUGGCGGAUUACUGUAUUUUCAAGUUGAUGGAUCCCGUCUGCGCCAGGAGGACUCCCCACCCCGGAUUGUGGAGCACCCCUCUGACCUGAUUGUCUCCAAAGGGGAGCCGGCCACUCUCAACUGUAAAGCAGAGGGGCGGCCAGUCCCGACAGUGGAGUGGUACAAGGAUGGAGAGCGGGUGGAAACGGACAAAGAUGACCCACGUUCUCACCGCAUGUUGCUGCCCAGUGGCUCGCUUUUCUUCCUUCGCAUCGUUCAUGGACGACGGAGCAAACCGGACGAGGGAGCCUACGUCUGCGUGGCCCGGAACUACCUGGGAGAAGCUGUCAGCCGCAAUGCAUCUUUGGAAGUAGCAUUGCUGCGAGAUGACUUCAGACAAAACCCUACAGACGUGGUGGUGGCAGCAGGAGAGCCAGCGAUCCUUGAGUGUGUUCCUCCCAGAGGCCACCCAGAACCCACCAUCUACUGGAAGAAAGACAAAGUGCGAAUUGACGACAAGGAUGAUAGGAUCACCAUUCGAGGAGGGAAGCUAAUGAUCUCCAACACAAGAAAGAGCGACGCUGCCAUGUAUGUCUGUGUGGGUACCAACAUGGUCGGAGAGAGGGACAGCGAGACAGCACAAGUCACAGUGUUUGAGCGACCAACCUUCCUCAGGAGGCCCAUCAACCAAGUGGUCCUGGAGGAGGAGACGGUGGAGUUCCGCUGCCAGGUACAAGGAGACCCUCAGCCAAAUGUGCGCUGGAGGAAAGACGACAUUGACGUUCCUCGUGGGAGGUAUGAGAUCAAGUAUGACAAGGACGAUUAUGUGCUGAGAGUGAAGAAGGCUUCCAUUAACGACGAGGGCACGUUCACCUGUGUGGCAGAAAACCGCGUGGGCAAGCUGGAGGCCUCCGCCUCUCUCACAGUCAGAGCUCGCCCCGUGGCUGCACCUCAGUUUGUCAUCCGCCCAAGGGACCAAAUUGUGGCUCAAGGCCGCACUGCCACCUUCCCAUGUGAAACCAAAGGAAACCCUCAGCCUGCUGUGUUCUGGCAGAAGGAGGGCAGUCAGAAUUUGCUCUUUCCCAACCAACCCCAGCAGCCCAACAGUCGCUUCUCGGUGUCACCCAGCGGAGACCUCACCAUCUCAUCUGUGCAGCGGGCAGAUGCUGGUUACUAUAUCUGCCAGGCCCUGACCGUUGCAGGCAGUAUCCUCGCCAAGGCUCAACUGGAGGUCACAGAUGUGCUCACAGACAGGCCACCACCCAUCAUUCGCCAAGGCCCAUCCAAUCAGACCCUUGGGGUGGACAGUGUGGCACUGCUGAAGUGCCAGGCGUCAGGAGACCCCAUCCCCUCCAUCAGCUGGCUGAAGGAUGGGGUCAGUCUGCUGGGAAAGGACGCCCGCAUGUCCCUGCAGGAGUUGGGCAGUCUGCAGAUCAUAAACGUCAAGCUUUCAGACUCUGGGAUCUACACAUGUGUGGCUACCAGCUCAAGCGGUGAAACAUCGUGGAGUGCUUUCUUGGAGGUCAAAGAAUCAGGUGGAGUGAUGGUCAUGAAGAACCAUGAUGAGAAUGAACUUCCAGGCCCUCCAUCUAAACCUCAGGUCACUGAUGUCACCAAGAACAGUGUGUCUUUGUCCUGGCAGCCUGGGAUGGCUGGAGCAUCUCCUGUCUCCUCUUAUGUCAUUGAAGCAUUCAGUCAGUCAGUGAGCAACAGCUGGCAAACCGUAGCAGAUCAUGUCAAAACCACCCAGUUUACCGUCAAAGGUCUCCGUCCCAACACCAUCUACCUGUUCAUGGUCCGAGCAGUCAACAGCCAGGGCCUGAGUGAUCCGAGCCCCAUGUCUGAUCCUGUCAGGACACAAGAUAUAAGUCCUCCAGCUCAGGGUGUCGACCACAGGCACGUACAGAAGGAGCUUGGUGAGGUCAUAGUUCGGUUGCACAACCCAGUUGUCCUGAGUCCCACAACCAUUCAGGUCACAUGGACGGUGGAUCGUCAGUCUCAGUUCAUCCAGGGUUACAGAGUUCUGUACAGGCAGACAUCAGGACUGCCUUCACCAGGAACCUGGCAGACCCAAGAUGUUAAGGUCCCAUCUGAGCGCAGUGUUGUUCUCUCUGCACUGAAAAAGGGCAUUGUGUAUGAGAUCAAGGUCCGUCCUUAUUUCAACGAGUUUCAAGGCAUGGACAGUGAAUCCCGAACGGCACGGACAACUGAGGAAGCUCCCAGUGCACCUCCUCAGCAGGUAACAGUCCUGACUGUGGGGAACCAGAACAGCACUUCCAUUAGCAUCUCCUGGGACCCCCCUCCACCAGACCACCAGAACGGCAUCAUCCAAGAGUACAAGAUCUGGUGUCUGGGGAAUGAGACACGUUUCCAUGUAAAUAAGACGGUGGAUGCAGCCAUUCGCUCAGUGGUGGUGGGUGGGCUGCAGGUGGGAGUGGUGUACCGGGUGGAGGUGGCUGCCAGCACAAGUGCAGGAGUUGGAGUCAAAAGCGAACCUCAGUCUAUUAUCAUUGGUAAGGAGUUCCGGGACGUGAUUAUACAUGGAAACCGCAACAACAGCAUCACAGAACAGAUCACCGAUGUGGUGAAACAGCCUGCCUUUAUCGCUGGUAUUGGAGGGGCGUGCUGGGUCAUCCUCAUGGGCUUCAGCAUCUGGCUCUACUGGAGGAGAAAGAAGAGAAAGGGCCUGAGCAACUACGCAGUUCAGUCCUUCACCUUCACCCCUGCAGUGACAUUCCAGAGAGUCGAUGGUGGUCUGAUGAGCAAUGGAAGCCGGCCAGGCCUGCUGAAUGCCAGUGACCCAGGUUACCCCUGGUUAGCGGACUCUUGGCCAGCCACCAGCCUGCCUGUCAACAGCAGCUCCGGGGGACCCAAUGACCUGAGUAACUUUGGCCGAGGAGAUCUCCCCACUGGGCAAGGAGAUAAAACAGGCACCAUGCUCUCUGAUGGAGCCAUCUACAGCAGCAUAGACUUCACCACCAAAGCCAACUACAACAGCCCUGGCCAAACGUCCCAGGCCACUCCCUAUGCCACCACCCAGAUUCUCCACUCCAGCAGCAUCCACGAGCUGGCAGUGGACCUGCCCGAGGCCCAGUGGAAGGCUUCACUCCAGGCCAAACAGGAGAUGGCCAACCUGGGGUACUCGCUGCCCGACAAGAACUCCUGCAACAACACCCUCCUUUUCAUUCCUGACUACCGAUUGGCCGAAGGAUUGUCUAAUAGAAUACCACACAACCAAUCACAAGAUUUCAGCACCACCAGCUCUCACAACAGCUCAGAGCGAAGCGGCAGUCUCUCAGGUGGAAAGGGAGGGAAGAAGAAGAAGACCAAGGCUGGCUCCAAACCCACUAAAGCCAAUGGAUCCAACUGGGCCAAUGUUCCCCUGCCCCCUCCCCCUGUUCACCCUCUCCCUGGCACUGAGAUGGACCAUUAUCCCAAUGAGCAUCAUGAAGGAGGAGGGUAUGAGAGUGAUGGCUGGGGCCCGCCCAUGCCCGUGCAGACCUAUCUUCACCAGGGCAUGGAGGAUGAGCUGGAGGAGGAGGAGGAGAGGGUGCCCACCCCACCCAUCCGAGGGGUUGCCUCUUCCCCGGCUGCUGUGUCCUUUGGACAGCAGUCCACAGCCACCCUUACCCCUUCUCCCCGGGACGAGAUGCAGCCCAUGCUCCAGGCCCAUUUGGAUGAACUGACCAGAGCAUACCAACUGGACAUGGCAAAACAGACAUGGCACAUGCAGGUUGGCUCACUUCCGCCCCAGGCUCCAGCUCCUCCAGUGGGCUACGUGUCGAGCACAAUGGUUUCUGACCUGGAGACUGACCUGCCUGAUGACGAUGAGGAGGAGGAGGAAGAAGAGGAGGAUGAAGGCUAUGGAGCCAGGCAUCCCCGUGGCAUUGAGCACACACCAGGGUCUAGCAUGGACAACCUGGACAGCUCUUUAACAGGGUCCAUGGUGAAUGGGUGGGGCUCAGCCUCGGAGGAUGACCGUAAUUUCUCAAGCCAUAGGUCCAGUUUGGGCAGUUCGUCUGAUGGCUCCAUCUUUACCCACUGCAGCUUUGCCCAGGCCCUGGUGGCCGCUGCAGACAAGGCAGGCUAUCGCCUUGAAGGCACUAGCCUCAGCAAGAGAGGUAAAGGCUUGUCCCACAGGCCCCGGCCCAGCAGUCCAUUCUCAACAGAUGGCAGCACAGUCGGCACACACAGCUUGGGCCACCAGAGGGCCACCAGGCCCACACGCAAACCCCGAAGCCAGGGCACAGCACCCCACCGGAGAGAUGCUGGUGCAGACGACCUACCUCCUCCCCCUGAGCCUCCUCCCUGUCAGGGGCAGGGCCGUAUCCAGGGGGCCCGCAGUGUAAGCAGCAUGGUACCCCCUACAGAUAGGAAGGCUUCAUCUCUGGAGCGCCCGCCUAUGUCAGGACCCCUGUCUGGGCCGGAGGACAUGAAGAGCUCCAUUGACAGACAGGCACGCACUUCUCUGGAACAUCAUCGCCAGGCUCAGGACAGGCUGGGCUCCAUGGACCGAGCUGAUGAUGGACGCAGGGGACACAAAACAGAGGACGGGUGCCUGCCAUACAACAAACCAUCCUUCCCCUCCCCUGGUGGCCAUAGCUCCUCUGGCACAGCCUCCUCCAAGGGCUCGACGGGGCCACGCAAGAACGAGGGUCCACGACAGCCACAACAGUGGACCGCCACAGAGCAUGCUGAAUUCCUGGGGACCAACGGACAGGGACAUUACUCCGGAGAGUUAUAGUGAUCUGCCUGGGAUGUGAACUGGAGAAAACCCGGUCUGUCCUCGAAAGAAUGACGCCCCCCUUGUUGGGGCAGCGAACUUUGUCCUUACCUGUGUGUCCUCAGAGGGAAGGAGUGCAGCUGAGGGCACCACAGAGAGAAGCAGUGUCACAGAACUGUAAAUGUGAUGUAUAGACACAGACAUACUGUACAUCUCACUAUGUUUUCGUCCUCAAGAAAAUAUUUUCCACCUCCUACCUUACUGUAAUUUUCUUUUUGUUAGAAAAAGGCAAGUGAAAAAAAAAAAGAAAACAUCUAUACGAGAACAAAUUUUCUGGUAACUGCCCUUGGGGAAAAGGGAAUUUUGUUUCCUGUAAAUAUAUUCUUUAACUUGUUGUUGCAUUGCUAUGCAAGCCGAAUUCAGUUUGAGCUUUUUAUUUCCAUAUACAGGAACAGUUGGUUUUAUCUGGUUAUUUGUAUUAUAUGUGAAUUGAGUGGCUAUUGUGCCAUAAAAUAAUUGUUUUAUAAUCCAUUGUUUGUUAAUAGUUACCAUUAAUUAUUAUCAUUAUUAUUAUUAAUUAUUGUUUUUGCACUGCAAUUUUUGGUGAUAAGCACAAAAACAUAGCUCCUGCUGACAUGAAGAACCGGAAGAAUAUGUGAAGAGGAGUUUCUGUACUGUAAAGUAAAGAGAAGAAAAUUAUAUACUAAUGUACAGAGAGAUAUUAAAGAGUACGGCUUUGCUCGCAGACAGCAACAAAUAAGGCACCCGUUUCCAUAGUUGAGACUAAUUGGGUGGCAGACACACAAGGGUCCCGAGGGUCUGAAGGGCAGACAUGAGGCUGGGAGAAUUGUACACAGAGGAUACUGUAUUACUGUAGGUGACCGAGUUGAUUAUUUAAUUCCUAAUUAACUGUCCUAAAACAAUAGUUUGUUAUCAGAAACAUUGGGGUCAAUGCUUGGGGCGACUCCAGGCGCUGCUCUGUUUUGAGAAACAGGCUUUUUUCAAGUUUUGUUUAUAUGAUUUACUGCCUAAAUAAUUUUUCCUACACUGAGUUUACGCUCCUCAUUCAGUAUAAUAGCACACUAGCCAUAAAACAGCCAAAAGGGAGGAGGAGUCAGUGGAUCUGCCCGCAUGCUGUAGUUCAGUCAUAGCACUUACAGAGGCAGAUUUAUGAUCCAUCUAUAGCCUUAACAGGUACGCAGACAUCACCAAGGAGUAUUGUGUGUGUGAUUAGUAGCAAUUAUACUCCCAAGCCUGCCUAAAAUAUCAGUGGAGCUACAUAAUUUGUUUACAUCUUUUAUGCUUUGAAUUUUAUGUCUUUGGUUCCAUCAUUUUAAUAUUUGCUUUUUACAGCACUUACUGUUUUAUGUUUGUGAUAUUAUUUGUGGUGCAGUAUCAUCCGAGAAAACAACACGCUGCCCCGCUCGGUCCGGCUAAGUGCUGUUUAAAUUAGGUAAGCUAUUAAAGCAGUUGUUGCUCUAAAGGUUGGUGCCUCGGUUGCCAAUAAACUACGAUCAGCACAGUCUUGUGUCGAUGACUUUGAGAAGAAAUGGCGUGUGCACGAUUUACAAUGUAGCUUUGAGUCACUGUUUGAAGUGAUAAUGGAAAAAAAAGCCUUGUAUAUUAACAAGCAGGUCCCACUGCCUCCAUGUCUACAGCCACAGUGUGGAGCAGAACACUUCCUAUCUGCCUGACCGCCACAAAACACACACACUUAUCAUCUGCCGCUUUCGACUUCUCAGCCUCUGAAUCUCGAUUUUUUGUUUUUUUUUUUGUCUCUUCAGACGAUGUUUCAUUGGUUGUCCUUUUUUUAAAUGAAAAGCUUGUUUCUUUGUAUGCCUUUUAUGGACUCCAAAACGCUGCUUACAACAAUGUUUUCAAUAUUAAUGUUCAGGAUUUUUGUGGUUCAAUGACUGUUCUGUUUUGUCUUUUUUUGUACUGCUAAUGUUGAUAAAAAGGGGGGUGGAAACUAAAGGCCGUCAGAUGCUGUUGUACUGUUGUCGUCAUGCCAUUGUCAUUUUAUAUCAUCCACCCAGUGGCCAGUGUUCUGGAAAUGAGGUGCAAAGAGUAUCUCAGGUUAUUUUACAUUCUGGUGGUGUUUAUGUAUGUGUAUAUAUGUGUAUAUAUCCAUACGCAUCUCCACUUGAUUAUGCCAUUCCAUUUUCAUUGACAAAAAUAUCCCUCUCAUGUCCGAUUCUGUCGUCCCCUCUUUUCUUUUCUGCUGUGGAUUUUGAUUCUGAGUAUAAUGUGCUGGUUCAUCCACCUUAAGACAAGAUGUCAGUAAAAGAACAUACCAAAUUAAGAUUGAUAUUUCUAAUGUCUAAUGCGUUUUAGUGUCUCUUUAAUACUCAUUGUUUUCUUUUCAAUCACAGUGUCGUUUUGUAUUUAUUAAAAUGAUAAUAAAAGUAUAUUGUGAAAUAUGCAUAAAGAUUCGUGGAAUAUAAAAUGUGUUUUCUGUUCCUUGUAAAGUUUGCUGUCAGAGCCGAGCAGCGAGGCCAUAAGGAGAUGAUAGGCACACUGUGCUCACAGCACGGUGGAGUGCCGGGUCAGUAGUCGUCUGAGUCACUCUUCGUCCUGCAUGUUCACCGCACUGCUCCUCUCAUGUCAAAACGAAAGAAACUUAAAACCUUUUUUGAACACAAGGAGCAAAAACGCUCACAAUUUGCUUGUCAAGACAAUAGAGAAAACGUCUUUUUGGAAGGAUGAAAGUACUUUGGCUUUCCCUCUCUUUUGUUCAUUUUCUCAAUAUUGUUGAUUCUUUGUAGCCUAUCUGUGUGUUGCCUUUUUGCUAUAAAAGAGGAUUAAAAAUGACAAAAAGAGAAAGUUGUCGGGUGAAGUCUUUCUGUACAGUAUGGGGUGAGGUGACACCCCGAUCCAAUGCCAUUUCUACCGUACAGUACAUUCUGCUUUAUUUUCUGUAAACCACCUUCUGUAUUCACUUGCAUGUCCUUGUCUAAGAAGAGAGUGGAUCAAGAAAAUAAACUUUUACAGUCUCAUUCCCAUGUCCUGUAAGAUAAAUCCAUGUUCUUUUUUUUCCUUGUACCUGGAUCAAUAUCAAAUAAAAUA
Messenger RNA from Epinephelus moara (kelp grouper), 8522 nucleotides. It is a transcript of the gene robo2, whose product is annotated as roundabout, axon guidance receptor, homolog 2 (Drosophila). Lineage: Eukaryota; Metazoa; Chordata; Actinopteri; Perciformes; Serranidae. The record is from RefSeq and is a predicted model, not a curated record. The transcript has 31 exons. Bases 729 to 5477 code for a protein of 1582 amino acids. Gene Ontology annotation, molecular function: protein binding.